Molecule: messenger RNA, 1529 nt
Organism: Pararge aegeria (speckled wood butterfly)
Lineage: Eukaryota; Metazoa; Arthropoda; Insecta; Lepidoptera; Nymphalidae
Product: serine hydrolase-like protein
Exons: 6
Coding region: 306-1214 (302 amino acids)
Source: RefSeq, a predicted model, not a curated record
UUUAAUUGAGUAUAAAUUUAUAAAUUCGAAUUCAGCAUUGAACCGUCAUGCGAUGUUCUAAUGCAAUUAUUUGUAAAUUAGGACAAAAUUAAAUUUGUAAAAAAUAAAUUUGUGCAAUCCCAAAACUUGUCUCAAACGAUUCAAUUCUUUCUUAUUCAAUGUAAACCUUGUGCAUAAAGUCAAACGUGACGAUUUUAAUAUAUUUUAAUAUGCAGAUCAGAGUGAACUUCGUAUUAUCCACAGAGUAUAAUAAAAGUUUGAUCACAGUUAAAGUCAAUAAAAACUGGUGACAUUACAAAAGUAAAAUGAAAAUAAUAAAGGAAUGGUUUUUAAACGUUCAUUGGGGGAAAAUAGCAUUAAUAUCUUGGGGCAACACUGAAGGUGAGCCAGUUUUGCUCGUGCACGGACGUCAGGACAGUGCAGCUACCUUCUUGCCCCUCCUGGAACACCUGCCUGAUGUGUACCACUACGUGGGGUUCGACUUUCCGGGGCACGGCAAAUCUGAUGGCUUUCCUAUAGGUGUGGCUAUAACGAGAUUCAUUAAUGUGGCAGCAUUGGAUGCUGUGCUUGAGCAUCUAAGAUGGACGCAUUUCACUUACAUUGGCCACUCUUUGGGCGUUGAAAUUGGGCUUUUCUUCAACGCCAUAUAUCCAAACAAAGUAAGGAAGUUCAUACUUCUAGAUCCAGGGCCCGCCCUUCAACGGCUGGUGAUCGAUGUUUUUCCAAAAUUCUACUUCUUCUAUGACAAUUAUUAUAAAAACUAUAGUAAAUUGAAUAGAAAUGACCGUGUGUACACCAAAGCUGAAGCCUUAGCCGCUGUUAUGAAGGCAAGAGGUAUGACGGAAAGUCAGGCGGACGUUAUACUGUCGAGGAAUUUGAAGGAAGUCGGAGAAAAUCGGUACAGCCUAUCCUGGGACAAAAGAACAAAACUCAUGCCACCUACUAACUACCCUCCGGAGUAUUAUUACCAACUAUUUACAAAAAACUCCCCCCCUACUCUAUGCAUAAACGCAACGAAAAGCUACAAUUUUUAUAUAGAAGGAAAGGAUAUUGUGGACAAACUUUUAGCUGAUAUGGAGAAGAAUUUGAAGAACUUCACAAUUCUGAGGGUGGAUGGAAACCACGACUUUCAUUUUCUACAUCCUGAGAGAAUUAGUGAUUUUGUUUGUUCGUUUUUAGAAAAAGAUGUUUUACUUAAAAAUUCUAAACUUUAGUCUUAAUAAGUCAAAAUAAGACUAGUUCCGAUUUCAUACCUCUUAAAUGCCACCCCCCACCAAUCGUAACGGAACGCUGAAUCGAUUGGUCAGACAAUUAGAAUUUUAAAGCUUUCUAGGUCAAAGUUAAGUACUUUGACUUAAACAAGGAACUAUGCGAGGUGGCGGAUAGUUUAAGAUAUAUCAUCAUUGAUCUUCUGUUUUAAAAAUGCAUGCUAAAGAAAUAAAUUUUUUUUUUUUAUAAAAUAUUGAUUGUUACUAGGCAAAGAUAAAUACCCUUACAGCCUGAUAAAAUUUGCUAAAUUUAAAUAUAUU